GAUCCUCUCUGGGUCGAUGGCGGAGGACGUCAGAAGCGGCUGAGACGACGGCGACGACGAUCGCAACGAGUGCGAGCCACGCGAUCGCCCCUCAGCUCGACGGUUUUGGGCGGCCCGUUGGUUUCUUACACGACACAAAACCGCCGCCAGACCAAACUUUGAAACAAACAUCCAUCGAACGAAAUUCAAACGAUUCAAUUUCUGAACACAGAGAAAUGACCAGUGUGUAGUGUGUGUGUACAUGUGUGUGUGUGUCUAUUCGUACAGCCUGGAACGAGAGCUGCUCUCAGGAAUGUGUGAGUGUCUGUGAAAAAAAAAUUCACAAGAGAAAAUAAAAAUUGCCUCUCUACUCCCCCACCCAGUGUGUGUGUGUGUGUGUGAGUGCGUUAAUGUGUGUGAGUGAGGGGGGGCCACAGUCAAAAAAUUUUAAUAGAAAAAAGCUUCUGCUAGUUUCUUAAAGCGAAAAACUGGCAGCCCAUUUUUUUGUGCUCCCCUGGAAAACUAACCAUUGUUGGGAGAUCCAUUUGUAUUCCAUGAUGGCCGCCUAACGAGAUCUCCCCCUUCCUCUUCCACUAGUUAAAAAGAAAAAAAGAACUUGAGAAAUUUUUUUGAAAAAAGAAAAAAGAAAAGUUUUGACAUUAAAGGAGUCGAUCCCGAGCUGACAACGUCGCUUUUAAAGGUCCUACACACACACACGGGGCCCUAAUCAUCAUCUGUGUGUGUGUGUGUGUGAAGAGAAGCGGAAGCAAGGAGGCACAUCACAAUCAUGGAUCCUAUGGAUCGGCGAGGGACGGGCUCGUCGCCGGGGAUGAUGGGCGGCGGCGGAGGUGGCGGAAGUGGCGGCGGAGGUGGCGGUCUAGUUCCCGGAUCGGCCAGCCAGCAUCACCGCUCCCGCUCAGCCACCCGUACGUCAUCGACCAACGCCAAUCGAUCGUACCACUCGCUGGAUCGCGACGGUCACGACCGCGAACGUGAAUUCAUGCCUAUCCGGGAGACGAGAGACGGACGGGACGGCCGAGGUGGCGGAGGCGAUAUGAGGGAUCGCUCCCUGGAGCGCGGAAUGGACGGAAUGGGCGGCGGAGGAGGCAGAGGAGGCAGCCGGAGAGAUCGCUCCAUGGAUCGCAACGCCAUGAUGGACGAAGAGAUGCUGUACGGCGGAGGCGGCGGAAGAGAUAUGGUCGGACCGGGCGGUGGAAUGGGCGGAUCCGGUUUGCCGCUGCCGAGAUCGGCCCGUCAAUCGCCGGCCGUCGACAUGGGCAUGAAAGGUGGCAACAGCAACAUGAUGGGCAACGCCGGAAGCGGUGGAGGCGGCCUGACCAACCGCGAAUCCUACCUGAUGGAAAUGCAAGGGCAGAACGCGGACUUGUCGCGUGAGCUGGGCACGCUCAAACGGGAGCUGGAGAUGACCAAUCAAAAACUGGGCUCCAGUAUGCACAGCAUCAAGACCUUCUGGUCACCUGAGCUCAAGAAGGAGCGGGCCCUGCGCAAAGAAGAGUCGGCCAAAUAUUCGCUCAUCAACGAUCAGCUCAAGUUGUUAAACGCCGAAAAUCAGAAACAAGCCAUGCUGGUACGUCAGCUGGAAGAGGAAUUGCGCAUCCGGAGCAUGCAGAAUCACCAUCCCAGUCACGAGGUCCGGCAGCAGGUGGAAACCAUGUACGCCGAGAAUGAUCACCUGUCCAGGGAAGUGGCCAUUCUCCGGGAGACGGUCAAAGAACUGGAAUUGAGGAUCGAAACGCAGAAACAGACACUCCAAUCGCGCGAUGAAAGCAUCAAGAAACUCCUGGAAAUGCUCCAGAACAAGGGCAUGGGUAGUAGCCUGCUUGUUGCUUCCCCCGAUGUGGCCGAGUUCGAAAGACUCAGGAGCCGUCUGAACGAGAGCCAGACGCAGACGCGCUACCUGCAGUCCAUGGUCAACAUCCGCGAUCAGGAGCUGGAUAGGGCCAGGAAGGAAUCGGUGCUGUGGCAAGACAAGCUCAAGAGUCUCAUCCAAGACCCGGCCCAUCGAGGCGAUCACGUGACGGAGACUUGGGCGGCUCUGCUGGAGACGAAGGAGAGCCGGAUCGCCGUGAUGGAGAGGGACAUCAGCCUGUUGGAGAAGGAGCUGCUCCAGCAGCAGCAGCUGAUGCAGCAGCAGAGAGACCACUGGGUGCGCUCAAUCGAACAAUCCAAUCCGACCACUCCCGUCCCACCGCGGACGGCCACUCCGUCUCAACAGGCGGCGGCAGCAGCGGUGGCGGCGGCCGCCCAGCUCUACCGUCACAGUCCCGUCAACAACGGUCAAACAGCUCAGCACAAAGACGCGAUCGAAGAGCUCCGGAUGGAAAUCGGAAAGCGGGACCAAGAACUGCUGGCAAUGGGGGCCAAGAUGAAGACGCUGGAGGAGCAACACCAGGACUACCAGCGUCACAUAGCCGUACUGAAGGAGAGCCUCUGCGCCAAGGAAGAGCACUACAACAUGCUCCAAACGGAUGUGGAGGAAUUGAGGCAGCGGCAUGAGGAGAAGAACCGGAUCAUCGAGAAAAAGACUCAGAUCGCUUUGCAGGCCACCCAGGAGCGGAACCGAUUCACGGCCGAGGUCAACGAGAUGCGCGAUCAUUUGGACAUCCGCGACCGCAAGAUCAACGUCUUGCAGCGCAAGAUCGAGAAUCUCGAGGACCUGCUGAAGGAGAAGGACAACCAAGUGGACAUGGCCCGGGCUCGAAUGACGGCAAUGCAGGCGCACCACUGUUCGUCGGAGGGCGCCGUUUCGUCCCUGGAGGAGGCCAUCGGCGACAAGGAGAAGCAGAUCAGCCAAUUGCGUGAGCAGAGGGACCGGGCCGAGCAGGAGAAGCACGAAGAGAGGGAUCUGCACGAGCGGGAAAUCGCCGAGUACAAGAUGAAGCUGCACACUCUGGAGAGCGAAGUGGAGAAACUCGGGGUGAGACUGGAUCGAGCCCUGGCCGAGAAGGACAAGCUGGAGGCCAAGUUGGAGAGCUCCCAGUCGGAGCUGGGCAAGUCGAAAGCCGAGCUGGAUCGGGUCCAGGGCGACGCCGGCAAGAGCUCGGUCGAAUGGGAAUCGGCUAAGCAGCGCAUUUCGCGCUACGAAAUGGAGAACGAGCGGCUCAAGUCGGAGAACGAGCGUCUGCGACACGAUCUCGACCGCUCCACAUCCACUUUCGGCCGGACCCAAUUAAACGUCACGCAGGAAGCCGAGCGGAUUCAAGAGAAACUGGACAAAACUCAGGCGGAAUUGAGGCGAGCGCUGGCCGAAUUGCGGAUGAACCAGUCGGAGUGGGAGAGGAGCCGUGCGGAGGCGGAGCAAUUGCAGGAGAAAGUCGAGAAAUCCCAGGGCGAAAUCUACCGCCUCAAAGCCAAAUUGGAGAACGCCCAGUCGGAAAAAGAAAACCUCCAGGAGGAGUACGAGCGGUGUCAAGGCAGCGUUUCGCGGCUGCACGCCGAGCGCGACAAGGCCAUCUCCGACGUGGAGAAGGUUCGCGAAGAGCUGGAACGCUGUCAGAGUACGCUGGGCAAAUUGCAGCUGCAACAGGAGAAGACCCAGCAAGGGUACGACAAGGCCCAGAACGAUGUCGAUCGUCUGCAGGAGCGACUGGACAAGGCCCUGGUCGAGUCUCGCAAAUUCCAGAGCGAGAAGGAGAAAUACGUCUACGACUUCGACAACAUGCAGGCCCAGUUGGACAAAUCGGCGGGCCAGUUGUCCCGCGUCCAAAAGGAGAAGGAAAACAUCCAACAAGAAAUGGAACGAAUUCGGGAGAAACACGACAAAAACCAGGCGUUGACGAUGCGAUUACAAAAGGAGCGCGAUGUCGUCGGUCAGGAAGCGGAGUCGCUAAGAGAGAAACUGGAACUUGUCCAAUCGCAAGUCGCCAAGGCGACGCGGGAUCGUGAACUCCUCCUCAGCGAGACGGAAUCCAGCCGGGAGCGUUUCGACAAAGUGAAUCAGAAUCUACUCAAAGUCCAGACGGAGAGGGAUGAUUUGUCAGCGGAAUUGAGCCUGUUGCGCGAUCGACUGGACAAGGCCCAGGCCAACGCCAGCAAGGCCAUGGAGGAGCGAGACAGCGCCGUCAAGGAGACGGAGCGGCUGCUGGAGAAGUCGGACAGGAGCCAGGGUGAAGUCUACCGGCUCCAGGGCAAACUGGACACGUCCCUGGCCGAGCAGGAGAGACUGCGCAGCGAGAGCGACAAGACCCAGCUCCUGGCGUCCAGGGCCCGCGAGGAUUUCCGCAAAGCCCACGAAGAGCUUCAAGACGUCAAGGAGAGCCUGGACAGGGCCCUGCUCCAGCUCUCCAAGUCCAAGGAGCACGAGGAGAAGCUCAAGGAGGAGCUGGAGAAGCACUCGGUCGACGUGGAGAUGCUGCGCGAGCGGCAGGAGAAGAGCCAGAGCGAGUACCGGCGAGCCUACAGCGAGAAGGAGAAGCUGGAGAGCGAGCUGGCCAGGGUUCAAUUCGAGCUGGAGCGGACCUCGGCCCAGCACUCGAAGGCUUACGCCACGCUGGAGAAGACGCAGGAAGAUUUCGCCCGCAAGCAGGUGGAAUUGGAAAUGAUCUCGGAGAAAUACGAGCGGCUCCAGGUGGAGCUGCGUCGCGUCCAGUCGGAAUGCGACCGCUACCGGACCGAGUGCGAGACGCAAAAGGAGGAAGUGGACCGGUUCGCCGCCCGCAUUGGCAAGUACCAGGAUCUGCAGGAGCGGACCAAGGAGGAGCAGGACAAGUUGGCCGUCGAGGCCGAACGCUACAAGGAUCGACUGGCCCGCGUCCAGUCCGACAUGGAGAAACUCCAAUCGCACAAAGAGAGGACGGACCAAGAGAACGCCCGGCUCAAAGUCGAGCUGGAACGGCAGGCGGAGAACGUCAAGCAAACGGUGUCGGUGACGCGGAAUCAAGCGGCGGCCGAGAGCGCGGCCGAACUGGUCCGUGUCCAGGGCGAGUUGAGCCGAUCGCAGAACGAAAUCCAGCGGCUGCAGGUGGAGCUGGGCCGGGCCCAGGCCGAAUCGGAGCGUCACCGCGACAAGUACGAGGCCGGCCAGCAGGAAGUGCAGAGGUUGCGGUUGACUUGCGAGAAGAGCGACAAGGAGCUGGCCCGCGUCACCCAGGACAUGGAGCGACGGAUCGCUCUGAUGACCAAGACCAGCAGCGACCAGGAUCGCUGCCAGAUGGAGAUGGAUCGACUCCGCAUCGAAAUCGAGAAAGUCAAAGACAAGUACGACCGCUCGCAGGCGGAAGUGGUGCGGAUAACACAGAAGCUGGAGCAGGAGGAGCGAGACAAGGAGAAACUCAAAGUCCAGGUGGCUCAGCUCGAGUCGCACAAGGAUCGAGCCAUGGGAGCCGGGCAGAAGCAGUGCGAAGAGCUGACGGAACGGAAUCAAAAAUUGCAGAUGGAGUGCGAGCGGCUGAGCCAGGAGAAGGAGCGAUCCAGCGUUCAAGUGCAGCGGCUCAACUUGGAGCUGGAGAAACAUUUGAGCAAGUUCCAGGAGAACAGCCAGGCUUCCAAGAAGGAGCUGGAUCGAUUGGUGGAGGAGCGCGAGAAAUUGGCCAGGGAGAUCCAGACGACCAAGACGGAGAACGAGCGGUUGCGCGAAGAGCUGCACCGGCUCCACCGAUCCCUCGAGUCCAGCCAGGGAGCCAAAGAGGAGGUGACCAAGUUGCAGAAAAUGAUCGAUUCCAUGCAAAACGAGCUGGGCCGGCUCAACGCCGAGCGCGAGAAGCUGUCGUCCAACAUGUCGCAAAAGGACAAACAGUGGGAGAAGAUGGAGAAGCAGCUGGUCAAGAUGGAAGCCGAGCUGAAGAAAGUCUCAACGGAGCGGGAUCAGGUGAUCGUCCAGCUGGAGAAGUCGCAGGAGAUGCUGGUCACGUUCCAGCACGAGCUCCAGCAAUCGGAUCAGGGAUUAGAGAGGACCAAACAGGAGAACGAGAGACUCAAGAGGGAGCAGGAGCGAAUCCUGCGCGACGUCGAGCAAGGAUCGCGCGACGUGAUGCAAGCCAAGGAGAAAGAGUUCCAGCGGCUGCAGAGCCACGUCCAGCAGCAAGAAAAAGAGCUGGCCAAGAGCCAGCAGGAGAUGGCCAGAGAUCGACAGCGAGCCGAAAAGGCUGAGCGCGAUUUGGCAAACGCUCAGCGGCAGCUGCAGGAGCGAGCCGGCCAACUGGAAGGAGCCGCAUCGCAAGCCGGUCAGGCCGUCGAGAUGGAAAGAAAAAGAGCCGAACGGGCUGAGCAGGUCGGCAGGGAGCUGCAGGAGAGUUUUGUCCAGCAGAAGAAACUGUCGGAGCAGCAGCAGCAACAUCUGGCCCAGCUUCAGCAGCAGAUCGGCCAGCAGCAGCAGCAACUAGCGGCCCAGCAGCAGCAACUGGCCCAGCAGCAGCAACACCUGCAAAAGGCUGCCGGCGAACAGGGAGCGGCGGCUGCGGCCGAAGUGCAGAAACUGCGCAAAGAGCUGAUGUCCGCCCAGCAGGAAGCUCAAAAAGCUUUGGGCGAACGCGAAAGGGCGUCGGCUCAAGUGGCCAAGACCCAGCAAGAGCUGAAGAGCGCCAUAGUUGAAAGGGAGCGACUUCAAUCGCAGCUGGAAAUGCUCGUCAACGAGUUGAGCAACCGACAGUUGGAGCUGCAGGAAGCCACGACAGCUCGUAGUGACAGCGAGGAAACCACCAAAUUGAGGCGGCAGGUUGAAGAGCAGCGGAAGCAAUUGGAAGAGCUGCGGAGGUCCAGUGACCAGCGAGCCAAGCAGAUUGAGGAGCGUCAGAGGGCGUUGGAGGAAGCCGAACGUCAGGCCAAAAAGAGGAAAGAAGCACUCGACCAGUUGGACGAGAGGCUCAAACAACAACAGAAAAACAGUCCGGCAGCAGCGGCAGCUGGAGGACCUGCCGGCAAGCAGAUCGCCGAAAAGGAUUCAGAGAUCAAGCAGCUGAAAGAGGACAGCCAGCGGGCUCAGAGCGAGACGGAAAGGCUCCUGCAGUUGAUGCAAAUGACGCAAGAAGAGCAGUUCGCCAAAGACAAGACCAUCAUGGAAUUACAAGAGGCGUUAAGAGUGGAACGAUCCAAGCGUGCGCAAGCCAGCGCGGAUGAGCGAAGCGCAAAUCAAGAUCCUCGAGGCCAGAACCGAUCACAGACGACGGAAGAGAGCGACCAAGGGAAUUCGUCGGAUGCUUUGGUGCAGAAGCGAGAGGAUUGGCUGUCUCAAAGGAAGGAUGAGCUGGAAGACGUCAUUCAACAGCUGGAGGAAGUGAUCCGCAUCAAAGAGUUUGCCAUCGAUCGACUGACGAAAGAGCUGGGCGACGUACGAGACCAAUCCGCUUUGCUGGAAGGUCAGCGGACGAGGAGUCUGGAUCAGAAAGAAGACCGGAUCGAAGAGCUGGAAGAAGCUCUCAGGGAAAGUGUUCGCAUCACAGCUGAUCGUGAAGUGGCCCUCGACGCUGAGACUCAACAGCGGACGAUCCUCGACCAAAAGGUGGGGCGGCUAGAGCAGCGAUUGCAGUCGAUGCAUAACGCCAAGAGUUUGAAAUGCCGCCAGUGUCGACCGAACCGGCUGCGACUCCAGGAGCUCCAGUCCCGGUUGAGUCAAUUGCUGUCAGAAAGGAGAGGCCACCUCCACGAACUCUUCGACAUGAAGCAAGAAGCUUUAGAGGCUGCCAUCAGCGAACGAGACGCACAGCUCGGCUUGCUCGAAGUCUCCGGCAUCAAAACAGCCAGGGCUGCGGAACGCGCCGACGAUUUAAGAGCCGAUCGGAAGCGACUGAUGCAAAUGAUGAAACAACAGAAUGAGAAACGAGUCAAAUUGUUACUCGAAUACGAAGAUGAGAAUCUUGCCGGCAUCGACGGUGACGAUUUCCACGCAGGAGACUCUACGGAAGACAGUGAUGAUCCGGUAUGCAAAUGAAUGGAGCAAUAUACACACGCGUUCCGUCGAUGAAAUCGAACGUCGUUCAGUGCGCUACUAUACUUGUCAAACGAUGGAGACAAAUAAUUCAGUGAAUACUACAGAACAUAUCUCUGUAAAAUGGUAUUAUCUCGCAUUCGAAUUUCUUUGAUUCAUUUCUGGAGACAACAAGACAAAAAAAAACGUAUAGUUAAAUAAGAUUAUUAGUCAACUGCCAAUUGUUCAGCGUUUGAUGGCCAAUAAUUUUCAACCUCUUUUAUGUUUCGAGUUGUUUCUAUAUAUUAGACUCUAUCGUCAUGUUCUCCAUUCGUCAUCUUUAAAAAAAAAAUCUUUUAACACCUUUGUCCCGAUUUCGCAGUCAGAGGAUUGUUCAUUAUACUAUAAAUACAUAUACAGUGUUCCGAGAUGAUGAAUCCUCCAACGAGUCUGUGCCCCGCCCAAACAACAACAACAACAAAAAAUAAAUAAAAAAAAAACACGAUAACAAUGAUUAGUCAUAGCUAAUAGGCUAUAAUGUAAAGUGCACAAUAUUAUAUUGACUGAAGUUUUAAUUGUUAAUCGUUUCUGAUUCUUCCUUACGCUGCCCGCGCAUUCGUCGUGUCCGUCACUCCCUCUUUCUCUCUCUCUUCUCUUCUCGUUUGUUUGUUUAAACUUAUUCUUAAAAUAAAACAAUGGCACUGGCAAGUCUCGGACCGAUAGGGCAAGAUGAAGAAGUGAAUCAAUAUUUACAACAUUUCUGAACUUGUGUGUGUGUGUGUGACUGUGUGAGAGUGUGUAGUUUGAGUGCGCGAAUGUCGACAUUCUUUAUGAUUUGCCAAGCCUUUCUCUGCCCUCUUUCUCUCUAUUUAUUCUCCCCCAAAACAUUUUUGAUGUAUUGACGUUCAGCCAUCAUCUGACCCGACCUGACAGGUUUAAUAUUUCACUCGACCUACCUUUUUUCGCGUAAUUAACACUGUUUAGUUCAUACUACGUACGUACGUACGUACGUACGUACUAUUGUUUUGUUUUUUUCAAAAAUUUCUCUCAUCGCGUUCCAGAAAAAAAUAUUCUAUAUUUAUGUUUUGAUUUUUGGGUUGGAUUUCCCUUUUUCUUGACGUUGGCCGUCUUCUCUCCACAAUCUCUGAAAGUGCGGUCAUAAACACCGGUUGUUCAUCGUUGUUGUUACAUACACUUCUCCGCUAAUUGUA
Messenger RNA from Daphnia pulicaria, 9051 nucleotides. RefSeq names its product trichohyalin-like (gene brp). NCBI's taxonomy places the organism in Eukaryota, Metazoa, Arthropoda, Branchiopoda, Diplostraca, Daphniidae. Gene Ontology annotation, molecular function: structural constituent of presynaptic active zone. The record is from RefSeq and is a predicted model, not a curated record. Bases 767 to 7864 code for a protein of 2365 amino acids. The transcript has 20 exons. Gene Ontology annotation, biological process: regulation of synaptic plasticity; neuromuscular synaptic transmission; maintenance of presynaptic active zone structure. Gene Ontology annotation, cellular component: cytoskeleton of presynaptic active zone.